This is a messenger RNA of Melitaea cinxia (Glanville fritillary), 1892 nucleotides long. Its product is annotated as sodium/hydrogen exchanger 9B2-like. The record is from RefSeq and is a predicted model, not a curated record. Lineage: Eukaryota; Metazoa; Arthropoda; Insecta; Lepidoptera; Nymphalidae. Gene Ontology annotation, molecular function: antiporter activity. Bases 290 to 1879 code for a protein of 529 amino acids. Gene Ontology annotation, biological process: proton transmembrane transport. The transcript has 11 exons. Gene Ontology annotation, cellular component: membrane.
UCACAUUCUACAUAAGUGUUGAAUAACACUUAGUCGAUUAUUUUCAAACAUCAUACUAUAGUGGUCGUAUACAUUCUUAUUCAUUAUUCGACGACUAGUGAUUGAUGUGUUUUCAAUUACAUCAAUUGAGAGCUAUGCGCAUGCGUAAGUUGUAUUAUGAAAGACACUGUAAUUGAGACCACACGAGUGAGUAGUGAAGACAAAACGACUUUCUGUUUACAAAAUAUGUGGUACCGCCAAUGACAGCGUGAAUUUUUUAUAUGAAGAACAAGCACAUAAAAGACACAAAAUGGCACCCAACCUCUCUGAAACCGAUAAAAGUAAAGUUAAAAAAUACAGACAUUCAGUAACAUUUGAAAUGAACGCCGACAAAACAAAUAGAUUACAAAAGAAUGAUAAGAGAAAAAGUUGUCUUCAAAAAAUGUAUGCUACAUUACCUACAGCUUCAGAACUUAAACAAUACGCAUCAAUCACUAUAUGCGUUAUUCUUCUAUGGGGUACAUCUUGGUUCAUUUUCAAAGGUACCGUCCUGCCUGGAACUGAAAUAUUUAAUAUGGCAGCUCUAGUCAUUAUAGGAUAUGUGUUUGGUCACACUUUGGAAAGAUAUACAACAAUAACCCCUGUGGUUGGAAUGACUCUAGUCGGUGCCUUGUUUCGGACGUUUUAUGGAAAAAACUUUCUAGAAAAUUCCACUGUAGACGCAAUAGAUUAUCACCUCAGGCGAAUUUAUCCUGUCAUAAUCUUAACAAAAGGCCCACUUUCUUGGAACUGGAAUUAUAUAAAAAGAAAUUCGGUAAAAGUUUUCACAUUGGCAACACUCCCCUGGAUUGUCGAGUGUUUGACUACGGCGUUUCUCACUCACAUGCUCUUCGGGUAUCCUUGGUAUUGGGGUAUACAUCUCGGAGCUAUAUUAGCUUCGGUAUCCCCUGCAGUAGUAGUACCUACAACUCUAGAACUCAAUACAAAAGGAUUUGGCUUAAAGAAUCAGAUAGCACUACUCGUCGCUAAUGCUGGUGGCUUAGACACAGCUUUUACUGAGGGAAUGUUCGGAGUUAUCAACAGCGCCGUAUUCUCUCAAUCUGCCCCCAUUUACCGUAUAGUUAAGGCACUGCUUGCUGUCUUCGUCGGAAUCGGCUUGGGUAUAGCGUGGGGAGUGUUGGCAGAUUAUCUACCCGACCACAGUGACUUUUAUGCUCCAACAAUUCGAAGUCUCCAUAUUUUUGCUGGUGGUAUCUUCAUUAUGUACGCAGCUGGAUAUUUUAGUUGGGGUGGUACUUCCGGCGUAGCAAUAAUGGUGUGCGCAGGAGCAGCGGCUACACGAUGGUCGCGCCGCGGUUGGCCAAUUAACAAUAAUCCUGUGUCUGAAGUUUAUAAAUUACUUUGGAGGAUUUUUGAACCGAUGCUCUUCACUCUCAGCGGUUACUUUUUAGAGGUAUCACAAAUUACACCUAAGGAUUUUGGGUUAAUGGUGGCGUGCAUAUUUUCAGCGCUUGCCUUAAGAAUGCUUACCGCCUUUCUAGUUGCGGUCGUUAAUGGGUUAUCACUAAAAGAGGGUAUUUUCAUUGCCAUUGCCUGGACACCAAAAGCCAUCGUAGAGGCUGUUUUAGUUCGUGUAGCCACAGACUCCUUAUGGACAGAAGGCACCACUCCACAAGACAAGUUUAUAGCCACGCAGCAUUCAAAUAUGAUAGUCAUAGCUAUUUUAACAACGUCCACGUUAGGUUCAGUACUAACAACAGUUUUGGGACCAGUUUUACUUUCUAAUGACGCGAAAGUCGUACCAGAAGAUAUCUAUCGACCACAGACACUCUCUCCACCCUCCGACUCAAAUAGAGAAAACAACAAUUUAGAUAACUUGCAAUACAUAGAUGCACAAUAAAAAUUUAAACAUA